ACUCAACCGGUUGUAACUCGAAAUAUUCAAUAAUCUAGGAAGCGUUGCGCUGGAGUCUGGACAUUUUACAGCCAAAAAAAACGAGAAGAAAGUCCAGUGUGUUGUUUUCUAAGAAAAGGAGGAUCCAGUGACCACUUGACUGACCAGCAGCUAUGAGCUUCUUUGGUUUUGGUCAGAGUGCGGACAUCGAUAUAGUUCUGAAUGACGCCGAAACCAGAAAGAAAGCGGAGCAUAAAAGCGAAGACGGCAGGAAGGACAAAUAUUUUCUCUUCUACGACGGCGAAACGGUGUCGGGGAAAGUCAACGUGACGCUCAAGUACCCUGGAAAGAGGCUGGAGCACAACGGCAUCAAGAUUGAGUUUGUUGGCCAGAUAGAGCUGUACUACGACAGAGGAAACCACCACGAGUUUGUCUCUCUUGUGAAAGACUUGGCUCGGCCAGGGGAGCUCACACAGUCCCAGACGUUUGACUUUGAGUUCACACAUGUGGAGAAGCCCUACGAGUCUUACACCGGUCAGAACGUCAAAUUGCGCUACUUCCUGAGGGCGACAGUAGGCCGGAGACUGAAUGACAUCAGCAAAGAGCUGGACAUUGUGGUGCACACGCUCAGCACCUACCCUGAGCUCAACUCCUCCAUCAAGAUGGAAGUGGGGAUCGAGGACUGUCUACACAUAGAGUUUGAGUACAAUAAAUCCAAGUAUCACCUUAAAGACGUGAUUGUUGGGAAGAUUUACUUUCUGUUGGUGAGGAUUAAGAUCAAGCACAUGGAGAUCGACAUCAUCAAGCGGGAGACGACCGGCACCGGGCCAAACGUCUACCAUGAGAACGACACCAUGGCCAAGUAUGAAAUCAUGGACGGUGCACCGGUCCGAGGGGAGUCCAUCCCCAUCAGGCUGUUUCUGGCAGGCUAUGAGAUGACGCCCACAAUGAGGGACAUUAACAAGAAGUUCUCAGUGCGGUACUACCUCAACCUGGUCCUCAUAGACGAGGAGGAAAGGCGCUAUUUCAAGCAGCAGGAGAUCACCCUGUGGAGGAAAGGGGACAUAGUGAGGAAGAGUAUGUCUCACCAAGCGAUCAUCGCCUCCCAGCGCUUCGAAGGCUCCUCCAACCCAGAGAAGAGCCAGACCCCGAGCAAUGCCGAAGAGGACAGCUAAAGCCCAGCAUGCACUUCACCCCCUGUGUAGUGAGUGUCUGAGCCAAACACAGUGCAGACAUUCUGAAUGUGAAUAUCAUGUUUUUGCAUUGAGAUGGAAUGCGCUGCUCUGUGUGUGUGUGUGUGUGUGUGUGUGUGUGUGUGUGUGUGUGUGUGUGUGUGUGUGUGUGUGUGUGUGUGUGUGUGUGUGUGUGUGUGUGUGUGUGUGUGUGUGUGUGUGUGUGUGUGUGUGUGUGUGUGUGUGUGUGUGUGUGUGUGUGUGUGUGUGUGUGUGUGUGUGUGUGUGUGUGUGUGUGACAAACAGUCCGACUCAGACUGUAGUUGCAGGUUUCUUUCAACCACCUUAAAGCAGAGAUCUUCAACAGGGGCUCCGGGACCCCUAGGGGGUUCCUGCAGGGGGGGCUGCCAAAUUAUUAAUAUUUUGAAAGUUUCCAAGAAAAAUUAAAAUAUCCUAAUAUGAAUCCAACAUUUUAUUUGCAACAUUAUUACCAAAGCUAAAUCAACUUCACAAUUUGUGAACCCCCCCCCACUGAUGAUAGGCUCACUGGCCCAUAGGUCACUAAGAUCCACAGAUCCAGUUCACCCUGCCACAUGUAUGUUUAACAUUAAAACAUGAUUUAUAAAAUCAUGCCAACAAUUAUUUGAAUAGCUUAGUAUUUUAUGCACUAAAAAGGUGUGUAGAAAGGUUUUAGGCCGCCCACACGUUAUUGUAGGCCCAGUUUAAUAUGCAACUACAUUUUAUACAAUAUAUUUUAUGUAGUAGGGGAUCCCUGCUCUGUGUCUCUUUCAGCUAAGGGGUCCUUGGCUUAAUAAAGGUUGAAGACCCCUGCCUUAAAGUACCAGCUGGGUGAAAUUUAUCCACAUGGAAACAUCAUGAUCAGACAGUGUCAUUGUCAGUUUGUGAUCCAGUUCAAUGGGCAAACUUCACCCGUCAGAUGCACUUAGAUGUAAUUUGCAAAUACUGUUCGACCAGUAUCUUGAAUUUGUGUGUGUGUGUGUGUGUGUGUGUGUGUGUGUGUUGUGUGUGUGUGUGUGUGUGUGUGUGUGUGUGUGUGUGUGUGUGUGUGUGUGUGUGUGUGUGUGUGUGUGUGGACAGUAUGAGAGCCACUGCGGGUGUAUUUCUAACACAAGCUUUCCUUCAAACUACUUCCUUGGCUGGAAGACUGCGCUGUGCAGAAACGGUAGUCAUACAGUAGCUUUCUACAAAGUGGGUAAACAAUAGAUCGUACAGUACAUUUCUGUAAGUUUACUCAACGGAAUGUGAGAUUCAUUCAUUCACUGAAGAUGAUUUCGCUGCCAUGCCCUCUACUGAGAAACCGCUCCUCUCAUUUGGUUUGAAUUCAAAAAUGUUUUUUGCUCCUUCAUUUAAAAAAAAGAAAAAACGAGCAAUGACUCCUCGCCACAGAAAGCGAAAAACAAGUAUAAGGCUUUAAAAAUGCUCUGAAAGAAAGGAAAUACAUUUACAUAUUUGUGUAAGACGAUGAUUAAUAUUUUCAUACAUUCCAAUGCUCUCAUCAGAAAUAGGCAUGGCUGUAGAGUAUUUAUUUUUUAACAAAACUUCCAUUUUGAUGCAGCAUUUGACAUGUUUGAUGUAUCAGUGGGUUGUGGCUCGGUGUCGGCUGUUAGUCACUGCUGCUAAAACAAACGUGGCACUUAUGAGCGCUGUGGGGUUGUUCUUCCGUCACGGUAACCGGCUCUGAUAGUUUGAAGCCCUUGCUUUCUUAUUUGCACUAUGAUCUCAUUCUGCUUUUCUCUGCUCUCAGUGCUGUUUAUAAACUGGACUCAUGGCAGGGCUCGGGAGCGGAGUGAAAAUCCGACUCCACUAUCCCCGGGGAUCACUUCAAAUCUAAUAUGGACAGUAUUCCACCCGCGUUUAGUGACAAAGGGAGUCCUGCCGGGACCGACUGUCCUGUGUGGUUAGUUAGCGUUGUGCCUAAGGGUUUAUUGCCAAAAUGUUUCAGUGCAAUACUAUAGAACUACUGCCACAGUGAUAUUCUCCGCCCUUUCUCCCCAUUUAGACUGUGCUCAUCUCUUAAUCCACUACAGUCACCUAUCCUGGAAUAAAAAAAAAAAAUGGGUUCACUGCUAAAAGGUUUUCAAAUAAUGGUAUUGUGAAGAACA
Molecule: messenger RNA, 3274 nt
Organism: Perca fluviatilis (European perch)
Lineage: Eukaryota; Metazoa; Chordata; Actinopteri; Perciformes; Percidae
Gene: vps26bl
Product: vacuolar protein sorting 26 homolog B, like
Exons: 6
Coding region: 153-1154 (333 amino acids)
Biological process (GO): retrograde transport, endosome to Golgi; intracellular protein transport
Cellular component (GO): retromer complex; endosome
Source: RefSeq, a predicted model, not a curated record